CUAACGCAAACCCCGACCAGCGACUGCGCGUAUAAAAAGCGCACGUGAAGCAGUCCACACACAACAGCGAUCAGCGCGCGCCACUUCUGAGCUCGAGGACUUCGGCUUCAAUUAAAACUCAAUCAGAGCCUUGAUCUCAAACCUACAGCUUCAUCUCAACACCAACAAUGAGUGUCGUAUUGAAGUCGUGGACCGUCGUCUUCUCCCUGCUCCUGUGCGUUCUCCUGUAUCUCAGCACCAUGGUGGACGCCUAUCCGCCCAAACCGGAGAAUCCCGGAGAGGAUGCGGCGCCCGAGGAGCUCGCCAAAUACUACACGGCUCUCAGACAUUACAUCAACCUCAUCACCCGGCAAAGGUAUGGGAAGAGGUCGACUCAGGAGGGAAGUCUGGCAGACUUGCUGUUCGGAGACAGCAAUGAGCACAACCAGCGAUCAAGGUAUGACGAGUCGUACAUGUGGUGAUGCUCUCUGCUGCCCCCUGUUGGACUUUUGUGCCUCCCACUCCAGACCCUGUACCCUGCCCCUGUCCAGCCAUCGGUCUUCUCCUUCCACAUUUCUCUCAUUUUCAUCCAACUGUACAUAAUUUAUUACUAGACAGAGAAACCAUGUCUCUGGAAACAUCACUGUGUCUUACGGAGGAUUUAUUGUUGCUGUUUGUACAUAUUAAUGACUGUGAUUAAAGGUUUACAUGAUGAUACGUGA
Molecule: messenger RNA, 701 nt
Organism: Pangasianodon hypophthalmus (striped catfish)
Lineage: Eukaryota; Metazoa; Chordata; Actinopteri; Siluriformes; Pangasiidae
Gene: pyya
Product: peptide YYa
Exons: 4
Coding region: 168-461 (97 amino acids)
Biological process (GO): feeding behavior; neuropeptide signaling pathway
Cellular component (GO): extracellular region
Molecular function (GO): neuropeptide hormone activity; neuropeptide Y receptor binding
Source: RefSeq, a predicted model, not a curated record